GGGGUGGGGCGGGGCCAGUCGUGCGCUGGCACUGCGGGUCGGUUGCGGCUGCGGAGCCUACCCGGCCUGAGAUGCCGUGCAAACGCAGCACCAAGUGUGCACAGACUCACGAUCAGACCGCGGGAGGGACCUGGGAGCGGCCACGGUCCCAAUCAUCAGACCCAGCCUGUGGAACUCGGUCUUGGGCAAGCAUCGUCUGGAGUGCAUCCGAAGAGUCUUUAGGAUUACUUUAUCCUUAAGAGAACAAGAGCUCAAACAGGGAAAGAGCCUGCCCUUUGGAUCCAGGACCAGCCGCUGCUGUCCACCUGUUCACUUCCACACUAUCCUCACAUCUCCAUCAUGACACCCCUGCUCCCAGUGUUCCUGGUGGUUCUGGUGGGCCUGCCUGUGGCCCAGGCUCUGGAGUGCCACGUGUGUGCCUACAAUGGAGAAAACUGCUUCAAACCCAUGCGAUGCCCAGCCAUGGCCACCUACUGCAUGACCACACGUACUUACUUCACCCCAUACCGGAUGAAAGUGAGGAAGUCGUGUGUACCCAGCUGCUUUGAGACUGUGUAUGAUGGAUACUCCAAGCAUGCCUCUGCCACCUCCUGUUGCCAGUACUAUCUCUGCAAUGGGGCUGGCUUUGCUACACCAGUGAGCUUGGCCCUGGUUCCGGUACUCCUGGCCACCUUCUGGAGCUUGCUGUAAAGCUCUGUUCCCCUAGGCAGACUCACCCAAACACAAAGCUCUUAAAAGACACAGUUGCAUCCUUUCACCCUCUUGCUCCACCCAGCCCUCUUCCCUCUGAGACUCCUCAGUCACAAUGGGGACCCAUGGCUAUCUACAACAGACUGAUGACAUCCAGAUACCUCACUCCAAGGCCAUAACCUUUUGUUUUCAGAAGGCUGAUAUACGGAUCUAAAUCUCUUUACCUAGGAUCAGGGGCAUCCGGGAGAGUUAUGUUUGCGGGGUGAGGGGCAUCAUCAGUCAGUUAAGAAACACUGAUUUGAAGGAAUCAGUGGCCAAAUUCCACCUUUAUGGCAUCAGGUCCCUGCCUCAGUCUACCCAGCAGAGGUCUGCUAGAGGGGGGACAUAAGAUCGUGAACUGGCUAGAAGCAAAGAAAGACUCAGCUGAGCUAUCUCCUACUGAGUCUAGCAGCUGCCCAGGGCAAGCAUGAGAUGGAGGCCGUGUGAGAAAGUCUUUUGUCAUUUCCAGCUAGCUCAGGAACUCUGCCAGACCUGGUGUCAGGACAGUUCUUGGCCAAGGGUAGCUAGCAAUGGCUUUGUUUCCACAGGCCACUAAGAUCUCUCCAGUCCCAGCAGCUCAGCAGGCCCCUUGACCUCCACUACACCUCCUCACCCUCACACUGGCUGCUGGGCCUUGAGGCUGGCAGGGACAUCGGGGCAGGUGGCCCAUGCUAUAUUUUGUCUGGCCUGUACACUGGCCAGAGCUAUUCUGGGCAUGGCAGAAAGGGAACAGAGGCAGGUCAGAGCAGGCUAGUUGGGGUGACUGGGACGGACAGCAAAGCAGUCUUCAGCAGGCUUCCCAGGUCCUGUAGGCAGCUUCUGAAUCCUCUUGUCCCUUGGUAAAUUUUGGGGAGACAAGUUCACAGGGAGCCAGCCCAAGUCCCAGGUGACUGCCUGUGAAAUUGAUUGUGACUGAAGACUUCUGGGUAUCAAGACUCCAAAGAACCCAACCCCAACUUAGGAGCCACCGAUCUGCCUUUCAUGCCAGUGUAGUUGACCCAGGGAGCCUUACCCUCCUCUCUGACUCAUGUGCCACUGUACCCCAACUCAUGUGCCACUGAGGGAACCCCUAAAGCUGGCCCAGCCCAGGAGUCAGGAAGUUGGCCAGUGUCCAUGUAGUGGGAUUACCCAUGACUGACUAUAGGGGAGUCUUAAUGGUCACCACAUCCUACUGGUCACACAUCCUGAAUGCUUUUCUCAGACCAACCAGCUGUAGGAGCUCAAAACACAGAAGCCCAUCCUGGGGACCUUCUUCUCUGUUCUUAGGCAGACCUGAGCUCUGCUGCUGAAACUGAUGUCAUUGUCUGCCUCAGUUUCCUCCUCUGGGGACAGGCUACUCAAUGGGGAGACUGAAUCCUGCUGGUGGGCUUGCCCAGGUCCUCAGGAAUAGGAACUGUGUGGCUUUAUUACAAAGGUGAGUUGGGUGGGAAAUGGCCCAGAGAUGAGGAGACAUUGACUACCGAGAAAGAAUAUGAGUCUCUUGGGAGGCCAGGAGUAGAGGGGUGAGGAACACACAUGCAUAUGUACACACAGUGGCUACAGAACCCAGAAGGCAGCACUGGUUAUGGUGUCCCCUGAGGUCCAGGCAGGAUGCUGAGAGGAAGACAAUGCUGCCCUUAUACUGGUAAGGAGGGUCAGAGGCAGGUCCCUGACUCAGUGGGUGAGACCUGGGAAACAUUACCCUGCUUGUGCAAGUCCAUUGUCCCCAGUCAGGUGGCAUCCUGGGCCAGAACUGGGAGGAGUCCCGAGACUAGGUCCUCCCUCCCACCACAAGGGGGUGAUGUGGAAGAGGCCCUUAAUUACCUGUGGCUGAGAGCGUUGUGGUGUUGGGGGCAGUUUCACAUGUCUCAUGACACCAUUCAGACAGGCCCCACAGUGUCCACACUGCCACCCCUCCCUAGUCUGUCCUUGGUGCUUAGCACAGAGCCCCAGAAGGUGCUCAAUUAACACAAGGCCAAGCCUGCCAGUGGGAGGUGCACAUUAGGGGAACAGUGCCAGAUGGCUUGUCCUAAAUCCUGUCUGCAGGUGACUCUGCACCCUUCACAACAGUUCUGCAAAGUGUGUGUGUGUGUGUGGGGGGGGUCAUUACUGCACCCCUUAGACAGGUAAAGAAACUGAGGCAGAGAGGAGUGAAGCACUUAGUUUUCCCGGGCCACCUGGCCGCCUCAUCUGCUUAGUACCAAAUAAUUCUACUAUGGGUGUUCUUCCAACAGCUGGGGGUCUUUGAGGCUGCAGACCCUCUGGAUGACCGUGGCUUCAUAAACCAGAGAAUCUCAGAAUGCAAAGUUAUGGAACAGAGGCCUUAGAAGGGGACAUCAGAACUGGAGGUUUGAGGGACUGGAGAGUAGGCCAGGGGGGUCCAGCCCUGUGUGAGCAUACAUAGAGAAGGAACGUGGGAUGGAGUGAGACAAAGCAACCCAGUACCAUCAGCCGUCACAAGCUGACCUUGCCUCUGUCCAGCACUAGGGCUCAAGGCAGUGGGUGUUCUCACACUAGGGUAGACAGUAGCCCUUCAACAUGGAUGGUGUCCAGAGUGGCUGGUGGUGGUUAUCUACAGAGCUGCAUUCUGGAAGCAGCUGGGAAGUCACUGGAGAGAGGCUGCAGGAUGGAACCGUGAUACCACAGAGUGUAUGCGUGCACGUGCCUCUCUGAGGUUUGAUGAAGCCAAGUCAACACAUGAAGCUAAAGCAUGAUGCAGAGGUGUCUGGCCUAGCCCACCAGAGAGAAGCUGCCAGCAGAGUCACGCUCUGCAGCCGCCGCCAUGUCUGUGGUUGGCCUCCCCAAAAACGGAUAAGGGGAAGGGGGCGGGGCAGACCACCUCCGUCUUCUGCAGCAAGCAUGGGAGUUCACAUUCUGAGACUCUAGAAUGAUUUCCAGGAGUAGGGAGGCCCCUUGUUUCAGUGCUUGGUUAUUUUCUAGCAAGUACCAUGGCAUCCUGCAGCACAGCUUGCCCUGGGUUCCUCGGGCACAGGCUCACACUCCAGCCAUCUCACUGGUGAAAAGACAAUGGCCGAACCCACUCAGCUGGCUCUUGGAGGCCAGUGCCAAGCCUGGGGCCUGCACAGAGGAGGCCCCAAAGAAUGCAUGGGUACAUGCUGUCUGGCACUUCCUCUGCCAACCCUAAGCUCUCACCCAGCAAGGACAUGGAAUCCACUUUUAUGCCACAGCUCCCUUCCCCUAGCCAACCCCAUGUACCUAUACUUCAGAGUGGUCAAUGUCAAUGCCCCCCCCCCCACUGAAUGAAUAAACAAAUGAAGGACAUGUGUCUA
This is a messenger RNA of Onychomys torridus (southern grasshopper mouse), 3998 nucleotides long. It is a transcript of the gene Lynx1, whose product is annotated as Ly6/neurotoxin 1. Bases 340 to 690 code for a protein of 116 amino acids. The record is from RefSeq and is a predicted model, not a curated record. NCBI's taxonomy places the organism in Eukaryota, Metazoa, Chordata, Mammalia, Rodentia, Cricetidae. The transcript has 5 exons.